This is a messenger RNA of Cannabis sativa, 2970 nucleotides long. RefSeq names its product E3 ubiquitin-protein ligase RGLG5. The record is from RefSeq and is a predicted model, not a curated record. The transcript has 9 exons. Bases 553 to 1923 code for a protein of 456 amino acids. Lineage: Eukaryota; Viridiplantae; Streptophyta; Magnoliopsida; Rosales; Cannabaceae.
UCAAUGAGUGAUUGACUUUUUCUUUAUUCAUAUAAGGUACAUAUCUAUGAUACAUUACAAUAUAUGUAGUUUACUUCCAUUUUUCCUUUUUUAAUGACCCUCUUAUUUUUUUUAAUAUAUGACUCAUUCAAUACUUACAUUACAAUAAUUAUAUAGAAAAAGUCAUCUACACUUAUUAAUUAACUUUCUCAAUAACAAUCUGGUUAUUUGAGAAUUGCUAGGUUGAUUAUUAAAUGGCGACGUAUACAUCACUUGAUAAUAUUAAUUUCAAAAUUUCUAUCGAUCGGUUUCAUAUAAUUCUAUGAUAUGAAAGUAAUUUUUAUAUGUAUAUAAGAAACCCUAUGUAUACGCACAUAGAUUAAAUUCUAGGUGUAAUAAUAUAUUAGUUAUAUACAUAUAUAUAUCACGACCAUCAUCGAUCAGUACUUAUUACUAAGUUUUCUAAGCUAUUUUAUACGUACUAAGAAAUCCAAAUAUAUUUAUUAUAUAAGCUAGACAGAGAAAUUAAGUUUGUUGCAGUUAAAUUAGUUUAUAUAUAUAAUCAAAUAAUUAAUGGGGAGUAACGGAUCGAAAUAUCAUAGGAGUACUGGCGGUGGUGGUGGUGGUAAUUAUGAUCGUCAACAUAGUCGUCAGUAUGAGCCUAAUUCACCAAGCUUCCACAGCAACACCACCAUGGCGGCCACCUCUAAUUCUAGUUCGUCUCUAUCUUCAUCACGUAGUCUUAAUAAUCCUUUUCUUAAUGAUCAUGAUCAAUAUCAUCAAAACAUACGUAGAGUACUACCAACGCGCUCAUCAGAGAAUUACUCAAAAAUUGGUGACAACUACAAUUCUCUUGAAGAGGUGGCUGAAGCACUUCAGCAAGCUGGGUUGGAGUCUUCAAAUCUGAUAGUUGGGAUUGAUUUCACAAAGAGCAACGAGUGGACUGGAGCAAGGUGUUUCGGGAGAAAGAACUUGCAUUUUCUUGGACAAGACCUUAAUCCUUAUGAACAAGCCAUCUCAAUCAUUGGCAGGACACUCUCCACAUUCGACGAGGACAACCUUAUUCCUUGUUACGGCUUUGGUGAUUCAUCGACUCAUGAUAAAGAUGUUUUUAGCUUCUUUCCUGAAGAUAAGCCAUGCCGUGGCUUUGAGGAAUUGCUCUCUCGUUACAGAGAAUUAGUUCCUCGGAUAAAUUUAUCUGGGCCGACAUCCUUUGCUCCGAUCAUUGAGAAUGCUAUUAGUAUUGUGGAUAGCAAAGGUGGUCAAUAUCAUGUUCUUGUGAUCAUUGCUGAUGGCCAGGUGACAAGAAGCGUAGACACAGGGAAGGACAAAUUCAGUCCUCAAGAACAGAAAACAGUGGAUGCAAUUGUAAAAGCAAGUGAAUAUCCACUGUCAAUAAUUCUGGUUGGCGUAGGUGAUGGACCAUGGGAUUUGAUGCAAAAGUUUGAUGACUUCAUUCCAUCUCGGGCUUUCGAUAAUUGCCAGUUCGUGAAUUUCACGAAAAUAAUGGUGAAAGACAUCCCCAUAUCUUAUAAGGAAACAGAAUUUGCUCUGGAAGCAUUGAUGGAAAUACCAUCUCAGUAUAAAGCAACUAUGGAGCUCCAACUUCUUGGGCGUAGUAGAGGAAGAGGAAGUAGUGAACCGAGGAGGGUUCCCCUGGCUCCUCCGAUUAGGAGGGUUCCCCUGGCUCCUCCGAUUAAUUAUAACAUCCCAGCACCUUCUUCUUCUCCUAACAAUGAAUUCAUGAUGAGAUCAAGCAGCAUGAACAUGAAGCAACAACAAAGAGCCACUGCUUUUCAGUUUUCUCGCUCCUCUUCGGCCAUUUUUUCACAAUACAACAUGGGUUCUCAUCCUCUGUGUGUUGUCUGCAAUAACCACUUGGUGUUUGACUAUGAAGAAGACUUGGUGUAUUGUCCUGCAUGUCGUGCCCGCAUGUACAAAUAAUCCUCAUCAAGAUAAACUAAAUUACGCUUUUAAUUUGUACAUUUAAAUUGCACACUGUAAUCUUAAUCAUGCAUGCACUUAAAUAUGAUGUGUUUCGAUAGAUUAAUAAUAAAUUUAAAAGUAUGUUUUAAUAUAGCAAUGUUCGAUUAUACUAUAAUUUAGAUGUAUAAACAAUUUUAAUAAGAAUGCAAAAUAAAAGGGAUUGAAACCUCAUGUAGUACCGUAUGGCCUUGGUCUUGCUAUAGUAUUGGCUCGUUGGCUCAUUAUUUGGUGGUCGUGGUGCUCUCUCUUGGGGUUGGGGGAGGGAUUGCUGGUAAAAGUUUGUGUGUGUCCAGCAUUGUGUUUAUUAGCGUUUGAGAGAGGAAGUUGGGUAGCUUGAUGUAUUAUUGCGGGGGCUUGGUUGGACAGGAUGGAGAGCUGCAAGACCCAACACUUUGGUUUUCAUCUUAGAUUUGUGAGUUUGUUGCUUUUGAAUUUAGUUUUUAUUUUGUUUGUUGGCCAUCAAGGUAAGGGAACCCGUGCUUCAGUAUAUUAGUUACUUAACUUUGUUGCCGCUUACUUGCCCAUUUAAGAAAUAAUUUACUCUACAAUCCAUUAUACAGUAUUAGACAAUAGACACCAAUUUAGUGGGAUGAUGUGUUGCUAUAUUUUUAAACACUACGCAAGUAUACGCAAUCAAGUAGUAAAUCUCACACAGGUGAGGUCGAUCCCACAGGGAAUUGGAUUAAGUACCACUAAAUUAUACUUAUGAUUCUAUUCGGUAAAUCAAAAGCAAUUAUGAAUUAAAAGCAGUAAAAUAUGAAAGAAAAUUCAGAAAACUUAAUAACACACUUUAAAGUUGAGCAAGAUGAGGCAAUAGGGAAAUUUAGUUCAGAAACAAAUCCAUAACCAUUCCUAUAGCAAUAUUCAACAUAAAUAAAUUAAAGAGGAAUAAAGAAAAGAACUGUUUGAGGGUGAAUUCUGGAUCUUCACUUGAAUCUCUACGCUCUUCCUGCCGCUCUCAGCUGUGUUUUAGGGUUCCAAAUCGCUCUCUGACUUCCAAUCGCA